GACAACGUCGGGCAUCGAACCGGCCGCUCGUUGAUUCCUUACUAACGUGAUUUCAGGGAUAUUCUUACUUAAUCAACUAUUCUUUUGCAAAUAAUUAUUUUAAUGUAUUUUCAUUAAAAAUGCAAUUAUUAUAGUUAUUCUAUUGAGCUGAAACAAUCGCUGGAUAGUGACUUUCUGAGAUGUUUCAAAUUCUGGAAGAAAGCGUAAAAGUGCAGUUGCACAUUUCGUAGUUUAUGGAAGACGAAAAAAAGUAGAAAAACUCUGAACUAUCAUUAUCAAAGCAUUUGCAAGAAGAAUAAGCAAGAUAAUAUAAAUACUCUUGGAAUUAAAGUAAAAUCUGGGAAGAUUAAAAAAGAAUAAUCCAGAGUAAUUAGUGAAUACGAAAAAAGGGGAAUAAUUAAGAAAUCUGUAGAUGCAAUUAAUGUGACUGGUGCGUGAUAAUACGCUAAGGAACGGAAUCACAAGCGGAAGUGCGAUCAAGAAUUCUUGGUGCUUUACCUGGAACUCAUCAGAGCUUUAAGAGCGCCAAGGAAAAAAAACAAGACGAAGAAAAGAAGGAAGAAGUACCCCUAUUUGAUCGUGAUUGUCAGGGUUUGUGGACAAAGACCGGGAGCGAGAUCGGGCCCGGAUGCUCGCAAGGGCAAGACGUCGGAAGCGCUGCCACGUUGGAAGGGAAAAUCUUGACUGUCUUCAACAAGUUUCUGACAACAUCCCCUUUGGUUAACAAGGUUAAGCUACUUAUGACUCGUAAAGACACCGAUGGAGGGAGCGGUAAUGAUACAGAGUCAGGCAAUUGUUCUUCGAGGCCAUCGAUAAGUGAAGCUUCCUGGACGGAUGUUCGAAAGCCAUCGGUGCCAAGUGAUUUCAACGUGACACAGAUCCGACAGCAACUUCCACCAAAAGAAGAAAGAAGUCAAAAAGUAGAAGAGACAACAGACAUUAGGCCGCAGUGUUUUCAUAGACAAGUCGAUAGUUGUCAUGUGCAAGCAAUUAAAGUAAGUUCACAUGAGUCUUCAGAGCCCGAGAUGGAAUCUUUGGUGGUUUCUUCGACAGCCUCUAGUUCUUCGGUAUCUGGACAAACUCGACUACCUACCAGUUUGCUGUUUGAACUUCCAGAUAGUCGAAGAGGUUCUAGCUGUCCCAGUGAUCAGAUGCCAGCCAUUAGUAAAGCUCAAAUGAAAGAAUUUGAAGAAGCUUUUAAUCUUUUUGAUAAGGAUCGUGAUGGAAGUAUCACAAAAGAAGAACUUGGCAGAGUGAUGAGAGGUUUAGGACAAUUUGCUCGGACUGAAGAGCUAAGAACUAUGUUAGAAGAAAUUGAUACAGACGGUGAUGGAAAUGUCAGUCUUGUUGAGUUUGUAAAGAUUGUCAGUAACAUUGGGAGUGCAAAUGCUGCACAACAGACAGAUCUUACUCAAGAAGAGCAAGAAGAGCAAGAACUUCGAGAUGCAUUUCGGGUCUUUGAUAAGCACAAUCGAGGAUACAUUACAGCUUCUGACCUUCGGGCUGUUCUCCAAUGUCUAGGGGAGGAUUUAUCAGAAGAAGAAAUUGAGGACAUGAUAAAAGAAGUGGAUGAGGAUGGAGAUGGGCGAAUCGAUUUUUGCGAAUUUGCUCGGUCUCUCGUAAAUCCUGGAACUGAUGAUGACGAAGAUGAAGAGGACGAAGAACCGCCACAAUCUCCUCCUUCUCAAAAUUAAUGGGAAAUGUUUACUUCUUCAAUAUCUCUUUACUUUUCCUAUCAAAUAAAUUAAUAAAAGACUAUAAUGCAAUGAGCAGAUAAAAACAGAGCUAAAAAUAUAUUAAAUAUCCAUUUUAUGAGUUAUUUAUAAGGAAAUUAAAGAACAUUAUCACCGCACGAUCUUGUCAUUAUAAAAUUACUCAUACUGGCACGUUUUGUGUCUUAGAAAUGUAACUAUAUGUGUAUAUGUAUAAUGUACAUUGUCGUUUUUGCUUUUAAAUUUUCAAAUCACUGUUUUAUCUUGUUUGAGGCAUGAAGUUAUGAGCAAAUGAAUUAGAAUGAUUACUUGAUUCUAAAACAAGACUGAAGUAUUUAAGAAGAUUUGCAAGAAAAUUACUCGAUUAAUCGUAUUUUUUAAUCAUACUUAUUAUAAUCUUCUUGUAAAUUGAUGAAGAAUGUUGGAAGCUGAUAACUUUAUCUCAAACUAAUCCGCGUUUUACAAUCAAUGUAAGGUCCAGUAAUUAAGUGAAAUGAUUUUUUUUCGUCUAGAAAUCAAAAAAAUGCUUUCAUAAGUUUAUUAAGUAAUUUUUUAUAAUAUAAUACUGUUAAACAUUGAUUGUAUCUAUAAAUGCAUAACGUUUCAAUCAUCGAAAGUUUCACAAAAUACAAAUAUUAACUAUAAAACAAUAAAAUAUACGUACAUAAAUUUUUUGCUUGAAUUUGUGAGAUGCUAUAAUCUCAAAAUUUGUCGGUAUAAAAUAUAAAGUAUUGUAAUAAAAAAAAAA
Messenger RNA from Chelonus insularis, 2460 nucleotides. Its product is annotated as probable calcium-binding protein CML13. Bases 741 to 1694 code for a protein of 317 amino acids. The record is from RefSeq and is a predicted model, not a curated record. NCBI's taxonomy places the organism in Eukaryota, Metazoa, Arthropoda, Insecta, Hymenoptera, Braconidae. Gene Ontology annotation, molecular function: calcium ion binding; enzyme regulator activity. The transcript is spliced from 8 exons.